CGCCGCCCUGGAGCCACCGCCCCCUCGCCGCUUGGCCGCUGCGUGGGGACCCGGACCGCGGCGGCUCCGGGUUACCCUGAUGAUCCCCGGCUGGCGGCGGCGGCCGAAGCGGAGGGAGGAUGACCGCUCCCCGGGAGCGGAGUGCCGACCUGGCUCGUUUCUACACUGUCACAGAACCCCAGCGACACCCGAGGGGCUACACGGUGUAUAAGGUCACCGCCCGGGUUGUUUCACGAAGAAAUCCAGAGGAUGUCCAGGAGAUAAUCGUAUGGAAGCGAUAUAGUGAUUUUAAGAAACUGCACAAAGAACUAUGGCAAAUUCACAAAAACUUGUUCCGACAUUCAGAAUUGUUCCCUCCGUUUGCUAAAGGAAAAGUGUUUGGGCGAUUUGACGAAACUGUUAUUGAAGAGAGAAGACAGUGUGCUGAAGACCUGCUACAGUUCUCUGCCAAUAUUCCAGCUCUUUACAACAGUAAACAGCUUGAAGAUUUUUUUAAGGGUGGAAUAAUUAAUGAUGGUUCUGAAUUAAUUGGUCCUGCUGAAGCUCACUCAGACUCCCUCACUGAUACCUUUCCUGAGUAUAGUACAGAAGGCUUCUCCAGUGACAGUGAUCUGAUAUCUCUUACUGUUGAUGUGGAUUCUCUUGCCGAGUUAGAUGAUGGAAUGGCUUCCAAUCAAAAUUCUCCCAGUAGAACUUUUGGUCUCAAUCUCUCUUCGGAUUCCUCAGCAUUAGGGGCUGUUGCUUCUGACAGUGAACAGAACAAAACAGAAGAAGAACGGGAAAGUCGUAGCCUCUUUCCUGGCAGUUUAAAAUCUAAGCUUGGCAAGAGAGAUUAUUUGGAGAAAGCAGGAGAAUUAAUAAAGCUGGCUUUGAAAAAGGAAGAGGAAGACGACUAUGAAGCUGCUUCUGAAUUUUAUAGGAAGGGAGUUGAUUUACUCCUAGAAGGUGUUCAAGGAGAGUCAAGCCCUACUCGCCGAGAAGCUGUGAAGAGAAGAACAGCGGAGUAUCUCAUGAGGGCAGAAAGUAUCUCCAGCCUUUAUGGAAAGCCGCAGCUGGAUGAUGCAUCUCAGCCUCCAGGAUCACUAAGUUCAAGGCCCCCUUGGAACCUAAGGAGCCCUGCCGAGGAGCUGAAGGCCUUCAGAGUCCUUGGGGUGAUUGACAAGGUUUUACUUGUAAUGGACACAAGGACAGAACAGACAUUCAUUUUAAAAGGUCUAAGGAAAAGCAGUGAAUACAGCAGGAACAGAAAGACCAUCAUCCCCCGCUGUGUGCCCAACAUGGUGUGUCUGCACAAGUACAUCAUCUCUGAGGAGUCCGUAUUUCUUGUGCUGCAGCAUGCAGAAGGUGGCAAACUCUGGUCAUAUAUCAGUAAAUUUCUAAACAGAAGUCCUGAAGAAAGCUUUGACAUUAAGGAAGUGAAAAAGUCCACACUUACUGAAGUUCACCGGCAGCAGCCAACUUGUAGUCCUCAGGACAGUGGCAGCUUUGAAUCCAGAGGAAGUGAUGGGGGAAGCACACUUAAAGUUCUGCCUCUGAAGACUAGUCUUACUCCAAGUUCUCAAGAUGAUAGCAACCAGGAAGAUGAAGGCCAAGACAGCUCUCCAAAAUGGUCAGAUUCCGGCUCAAGUUCAGAAGAAGAAUGCACUACUAGUUAUUUAACAUUAUGCAAUGAAUAUGGGCAAGAAAAGAUUGAACCAGGGUCUUUGAACGAGGAGCCUCUCAUGAAGACUGAAGGGAAUGACAUUGAUACCAAAGCCAGUAGGAGCUUUCCAGCACAUCUUGCUGCUGAGAGUGACAGCCCUAGCACUCAGCUGAGAGCCCACGACCUGAAGUUCUUCCCUGGAGAUGAGGACCCAGAAGCAGUUUGUUCUCCAAGAACCUCUGAUUCCCUCAGUAGAUCAAAAAAUAGCCCCAUGGAGUUCUUUAGGAUAGACAGUAAGGAUAGCACAAGUGAACUCCUGGGACUUGAUUUUGGAGAAAAACUGUGUAGUCUAAAAUCAGAACCUUUGAAACCAUUCUUUACUCUUCCAGAUGGGGACAGCACUUCUAAGAGUUUUAAUUCCAUUGAGAACAAGGUAGAGUUCAAAGCUCAGGACACCAUUAGCAGGGGCUCAGAUGACUCAGUCCCAGUUAUUUCCUUUAAGGAUGCUGCUUUUGAUGAUGUCAGUGGUACUGAUGAAGGAAGACCCGAUCUUCUUGUAAAUCUCCCUGGUGAACUGGAGCCAACAAAAGAAGCUGCUGGAACGGGACCUACUAAGUUUACACAGACUAAUGUGGGCAUGGUAGAAAGCAAACUGUUGGAAGCCCCGGAUGUGUUGUGCCUCAGGCUUAGUACUGAACAGUGCCAGGCCCCUGAAGAAAAAGGCACAGAGGGACUGAGUGAUCACUCUAGGCCCAAGCCCUGUAGUAUAACCGAGACACACUAUGCGCAGGAGGAUCUUGGGGUGUUAUUUGUAGCAGCUGUUGAUCGUAGUAGUUCAGGGGACCUGCCUUUGUUACCCAGCUCAGAUGCUGAGUUGCAAGGACUUCGAGUGGCGGAGUUGGCAUUAACUGCAAACACCACAGAAGAAAGCUUAUUCUGUAUCUCUAAUCCCCUCUCAGGUGCUAAUGAAUACAAUGCAAACACAGACACUUUAAAAACAGAGGAAGUAUUGCUGUUUACAGAUCAAGCUGAUGAUUUGGCUAAAGAGGAAUCUACUUGUUUAUUCCAGAGAGACUCUGAGAGGAAGGGAGAAAGUAUGUUAGCACUAGAAGGAGACAAGGAAAUCCAUCAGAUUUUUGAGGACCUUGAUAAAAAAUUAGCACUGAACUCCAGGUUUUACAUCCCAGAGGGCUGCAUUCAAAGAUGGGCAGCUGAAAUGGUGGUAGCCCUUGAUGCUUUACAUAGAGAGGGAAUUGUGUGCCGCGAUUUGAACCCAAACAACAUCUUAUUGAAUGAUAGAGGACACAUUCAGCUAACGUAUUUUAGCAGGUGGAGUGAGGUUGAAGAUUCCUGUGACAGCGAUGCCAUAGAGAGAAUGUACUGUGCCCCAGAGGUUGGAGCAAUCACAGAAGAAACUGAAGCCUGUGAUUGGUGGAGUUUGGGUGCUGUCCUCUUUGAACUUCUCACUGGCAAGACUUUGGUUGAGUGCCAUCCAGCAGGAAUAAAUACCCACACUACUUUAAACAUGCCAGAAUGUGUCUCUGAAGAGGCUCGCUCACUCAUUCAACAGCUCUUGCAGUUCAACCCUCUGGAACGUCUGGGUGCUGGUGUUGCUGGUGUUGAAGAUAUCAAAUCGCAUCCAUUUUUUACCCCUGUGGAUUGGGCAGAAGUGAUGAGAUGAACACAUGCAGGAUGUUUUUCACACAUUGUGAUCUUCUCUGUAAUAGGCAUCUCCAGCACAAAAGCAGUCUCGCUCAUUUAUGGAGCACCAAAGCAUUGGAUAAAGACCUUUAUUAGGAAAUCAGGGGGAAGAGCCAGGGUAAAAGUGAUUCAUUUACAGUUACCACCUGGACAAGAUAUUAGCUAAUUUUGUCAGUGGGUAUUAUAUACAUGCCUUUAACCAAGGUAUGAAUUAAUUUAAUCUACAUUUAGGAUUGCAGUGCAUUGCAGACCCAACUGAAAUAGGAAUGUCCUUCAAGAAGUUCCUCUGAUUCAAAGCUCUACAUGUAGGAUUUUACUUGAAAGAAGUACCUUUACAUGGCAGCUAAGAAUGCCUUCUGCUAACCAGAUUGGUUUCUAAGACCCAAUUAAUAUUUACUGAAUAAUACACUAAAAGUGCUUCAUGAACAGUGUCACCCGUGGGCUUAAAAAUAGGAAAAAAAUUAUAUAUGUGGAAUGUCUGAAAGGGAGCCUGUACCAUAAUGCUAUAUAGUUAAUGCAUUUGACUGUGGUCCCAGAUUAUUUCUGUGAGGAGAAGACACUUCAUGUUGUGAGCUUUGAACUUUUUUGGUUAAUACUGCUCAUUAGAGAGGGUUCAGAUAAACACUCACUUCUCUCUCAACCUCAUCUUCCCCCGUCUUCCCAUUCCUGCACCUUUUGCUUAUUCUCUCAUAUUCUGUUCUUCCUACUCUUUUUAACACACGUGCAACAAAAAAGGGAAGGGAGUAUUUAUUCCCCAAAUUGUGUCAACAUAAUAAGAACUAAGAAAUCAUGAUAUAAAAUAAAUGUGAUAAAAAUGUA
Molecule: messenger RNA, 4162 nt
Organism: Marmota monax (woodchuck)
Lineage: Eukaryota; Metazoa; Chordata; Mammalia; Rodentia; Sciuridae
Gene: Rps6kc1
Product: ribosomal protein S6 kinase C1
Exons: 15
Coding region: 120-3323 (1067 amino acids)
Biological process (GO): protein phosphorylation
Cellular component (GO): early endosome
Molecular function (GO): ATP binding; protein kinase activity; phosphatidylinositol binding
Source: RefSeq, a predicted model, not a curated record